Messenger RNA from Knipowitschia caucasica, 750 nucleotides. The record is from the annotation of a GenBank genome assembly. NCBI's taxonomy places the organism in Eukaryota, Metazoa, Chordata, Actinopteri, Gobiiformes, Gobiidae.
AUGUGGCUGGAGUCGUUUGAUGUGGCGUUCAAAGACACUCGGGACCAGACGGGUUCACAGGCCCGACCGGGAAUCAGGAGGAUCCGAGCAAACAACCUGUCCUUUACAUUCAGGGGCCGCGAUCUGAGGCGCGACCUGAGGCGAAACAAAAACGUCUUCAGUGUGAAGUCCCAGGUCUUCAGUGUGAUGUCCCAGGUCUUCAGUGUGAAGUCCCAGGUCUUCAGUGUGAUGUCCCAGGUCUUCAGUGUGAAGUCCCAGGUCUUCAGUGUGAUGUCCCAGGUCUUCAGUGUGAUGUCCCAGGUCUUCAGUGUGAAGUCCCAGGUCUUCAGUGUGAUGUCCCAGGUCUUCAGUGUGAUGUCCCAGGUCUUCAGUGUGAUGUCCCAGGUCUUCAGUGUGAUGUCCCAGGUCUUCAGUGUUAUGUCCCAGGUCUUCAGUGUGAUGUCCCAGGUCUUCAGUGUGAUGUCCCAGGUCUUCAGUGUGAUGUCCCAGGUCUUCAGUGUGAUGUCCCAGGUCUUCAGUGUGAUGUCCCAGGUCUUCAGUGUGAUGUCCCAGGUCUUCAGUGUGAUUUCCCAGGUCUUCAGUGUGUUGUCCCAGGUCUUCAGUGUGAUGUCCCAGGUCUUCAGUGUGAUGUCCCAGGUCUUCAGUGUGAUGUCCCAGGUCUUCAGUGUGAUGUCCCAGGUCUUCAGUGUGAUGUCCCAGGUCUUCAGUGUGAUGUCGCAGCUCUUCGGUGUGAGUGUUGGUUAUAUAUAA